This is a messenger RNA of Nicotiana tabacum (common tobacco), 323 nucleotides long. NCBI's taxonomy places the organism in Eukaryota, Viridiplantae, Streptophyta, Magnoliopsida, Solanales, Solanaceae. The record is from RefSeq and is a predicted model, not a curated record.
AGAUUUAUACUUUAUUCAACUUGUGAUUUCAUGUUCCACAGAUGGCUUUGUCAAUCAAACCAAACUUUUCUCAGUCAUUAAACAAUCUCGGAGUAGUUUACACGGUUCAGGGUAAAAUGGAUGCUGCUGCUAGCAUGAUUGAGAAAGCUAUCAUUGCAAACCCAACAUAUGCAGAGGCAUAUAAUAAUUUAGGAGUUCUAUACAGGGAUGCAGGAAAUAUAUCUCUAGCCAUUGAAGCAUAUGAGCAGUGCCUCAAGAUAGAUCCUGAUUCCCGAAAUGCAGGCCAGGUAUUGCCUGUUCUCUUAUGAUUUUGAGCUAUCCAA